CUGCGACUCGGUUGAAGAAUUGUUUGCGUUUUUACCAUGGAAAACUGGAGAAGCAUCUGAGAUCCACGUGAUGCUAUUAUAAAGAUGGCAUUGAUUAAACAGGAGAGUGAAGACAUAAAGAUUGAAGAAGUGUUCAGCGUGAAAACUGAAGAAACUGAGGAACAAACAGAUUUCAAAAUGACUCGAAGGAAGUUCAAGCCUUGCCCCUCCUGCCAAGCACCUAACCAGGUGAGCCGCAAAACCUGCAGCUCUUGUUUCACAACCAUCUCCAAUAAAACCAAACUAAUGGCCAAAAAAGUGUCCCUGGACAGGGAGUGGGGGGAAAGGAUCCUAAAAAAUAGAAAUGCAGGAAGAGUGGUGGACUCUGCCAAUAUUGCAGUGAAAAAACUAAGUGCAUUGGGCUAUGUCCCAAUUCUUUUUUUUGGAAAAAAAGAUAAGGCUUCUGGAAAGUGGGUGGCCGAUGUGGUGACCCAUCUGCCACCCACUGAGGAUAAUCUAAAAAUUGUGGCCACCAUGAGAAUGGCCUACAAUUUUGUAUUGAUCAAACAAGGGAACUCCACAACGACAUUACCAGAGCCCCAACAUCAGGGCCAGCCCGAGCCCCAGCAUCAGCAUCAGGGCCAGCCAGAGCCCCAGCCCCAACAUCAGGGCCAGCCCGAGCCCCAGCAUACGCAUCAGGGCCAGCCAGAGCCAGAGCCCCAGCAUCAGCAUCAGGGCCAGCCAGAGCCCCAGCAUCAGCAUCAGGGCCAGCCAGAGCCCCAGCAUCAGCAUCAGGGCCAGCCUGAGCCCCAGCCCCGGCAUCAGGGCCAGCCAGAGCCCCAGCAUCAGGGCCAGCCCGAGCCACAGCAUCAGCAUCAGGGCCAGCCCGAGCCCCAGCAUCAGCAUCAGGGCCAGCCAGAGCCCCAGCCCCAACAUCAGGGCCAGCCCGAGCCCCAGCAUACGCAUCAGGGCCAGCCAGAGCCCCAGCCUGUCUCUCUCCCUGUGAAGGAACAAACCUCCCCACAAAAUAAAAGAAAGUGUAAGUGAACUAAGAUCUUAGCA
Rhinichthys klamathensis goyatoka is the source of this 1041-nucleotide messenger RNA. Its product is annotated as tyrosine-protein phosphatase non-receptor type 23-like. The transcript has 7 exons. Bases 85 to 1026 code for a protein of 313 amino acids. The record is from RefSeq and is a predicted model, not a curated record. Lineage: Eukaryota; Metazoa; Chordata; Actinopteri; Cypriniformes; Leuciscidae.